ACAGAGGUUCUUUCGCCGCACGCCAGAUUUGUCGAACUGCUGACAGUUUACUUGUCGGAAAAUUGGUUGUCGUCGACUUGAAGGAAGUAGAUAAUGAGUUUGGAGAGGAGUAGGAAUCCGAUGGACAGAAAGAUUGCUUCUGAUCGUUUUUCUUACCGUGAUGAUCCUUACCGGAGAGAUUCUCGUCGGACUUUCAGCCAAAGUAAUAUGUGCAAGAAUUGUAAGCAACCUGGUCAUUUUGCUCGAGAGUGUCCCAAUGUCUCUAUCUGCCACAACUGUGGCCUUCCUGGGCACAUUUUAUCAGAAUGCUCCGCGAAGUCGCUGUGUUGGAACUGCCGUGAACCAGGUCACAUGUCUAAUAGCUGCACCAACGAAGGCAUUUGUCACAGCUGCGGUAUUGCCGGACACCAAGCUAAAGACUGCACAGGUCGCCACCUCCCUCCUGGAGACCUCAGACUCUGCAACAACUGUUACAAGCAAGGUCACUUCUCUGCUGACUGCACUAACGAGAAAGCCUGCAACAACUGCAGGAAGACCGGUCAUUUUGCUCGUGACUGCAGAGACGAUCCCGUUUGUAAUCACUGUAACCUAGCUGGUCACCUUGCUAUCAAAUGCCCUAAAACCCAUGUGUUACCACGAGGGAUCAGAUCCCAAAUCAGGGAGGAGGUGGUGGUUUGCAGGAACUGCCGGCAAGUGGGUCAUAUGAGCAGAGACUGCAGGGCUAGGCUGAUGAUAUGUCGAAACUGUGGUGGAAGGGGACACAUUGCUUAUGAAUGCCCUUCUGGGAGAUUAGUGAACCAUCACUACCCCUUUAGGUACUAAGUAGCUUAUGCAGUGUUCUCAGAGUUGAUUUAUGCUUUUGUUAUGACUCCUUUCUGUCUCAGUUUCUUAAACCUCGACCCAUCCGGUUAAGCCUAGACCGGCCAU
Molecule: messenger RNA, 927 nt
Organism: Raphanus sativus (radish)
Lineage: Eukaryota; Viridiplantae; Streptophyta; Magnoliopsida; Brassicales; Brassicaceae
Product: zinc finger protein GIS2
Exons: 4
Coding region: 94-822 (242 amino acids)
Molecular function (GO): nucleic acid binding; zinc ion binding
Source: RefSeq, a predicted model, not a curated record